UUUAAGACUAAAAUUUAUUCCUAAUUGGCCUGCAAUUUGAUCGUGUGUUCUCCGAUGCAAUAUUGUAGGAGCAAAAACCAACAAUUUGAAAAGAAGUGGAUAAUUUCGAACAUCGGGACUCAGGAGUCUAUUCAUGUGUGACGCAUGUUUACUCAUGUGUGACUGCAAUGCAAUAAAAACAAAUGGAACACGAAAGUACGGUACGGUACCCUAAUCAAAUUUUAUUUGUAAAACGAAGUUCUAGUUUGUAGUUUACAGACUUUUUGGGGUACGAACUUAAAACAGAAGAUACAUCGCAGUUAUAUAGGAUCUCAGACUUCAAUUUAGAAACGAAGAAGUGAAAAAAUGGGUCACUGCUGCUCCUGCAGCCAUAAUGAUGGAGAGGGUGAUGUGUCUGAAGGAGAGCCUUAUGGAAAGGAAAAGACGUUCGAUCCAAAUUUCAAGGGACCAAUAAAGAAAAGAUCAUGCACUGACAUUCUUUGCUGUUUACUCUUUUUUGUUUUCAUUAUCGGAUACAUUGUCAUCGGCCUUUUUGCUUGGUUGAAUGGUGACCCUGUUAUUCUACUUUUUCCAACUGACAACCAGGGUAGAAUAUGUGGCUUGAAUUAUGGAGAUCUCGAUUUAAGGGGUAAAAGCAACCUGUUCUAUUUUGAUAUCACUAAAUGUGCGAGUGCUGCAACUUUAAUCAACUUUCAAUGUCAAACAACACAGAUAUGUGUAUCAUCGUGCCCUGACACUUACUGGACAUAUCUACCUGACGUGGCAAAGUUGGAAUUAGCUAUCAAUACAGCAUCUGCUGGUGCCACCAGGGAACAAAUAGCAACAGCAGCUAACACAACUUAUUUCUUGGAUUGGAAUAAAUAUAUUUGCACUUAUGGCUUCAAUGCAAGGGAUGCUUAUGUAAAUGAUGGAAUGGAUAUCCAAGCCAUUAUGAACUCGGGGAAAUGCGCUCCAUAUUACUUACCAUUCUCCCCUGUUGUUGGUCGCUGUAUACCAAGGGUUGCUACGGAUCUUGUCAGUUUUGCAGCUGAAAGUCUUGAUUCAGCUGGUAAUUCAUUGAAUGCAACACUUGUGGAUUCCAACAACCAAACUAUAACCGGACAAAGUUUGCUUGAUGGUACUGCACCUAUUAAACUUUAUCUUGAAGCGCGUGCUAUUGCAGAAAAAAUCUUUGCUGACUUGACGGUUUCGUGGUACUGGCUUUUGGGAAUGUUGGGUAUUACUGCAAUUGUUGCUUUUCUUUGGAUUGUUAUAAUGAGAUGGGUUGCUGGUGUAAUGGUAUGGGUGACGUUGCUUGGUAUUAUCGGUGUUCUAUCUUUUGGUGUCUGGUAUUGCUAUGACGAAUGGAACAAAUUGAAAACAGUUGCUGGUUCUAAAACUUCUAUCAUAUCUGUUGGUUUCACAACUAAUCUCUCCACAUACCUUGCUUUACAAGAUACAUGGCUUGCAUUCCUCAUCAUACUUGCAAUUGUUGAUGCAAUUCUAAUACUUGUGAUAAUUUUCCUGAGAAAAAGAAUCCAAAUUGCAAUUCAAAUUAUCAGGCAAUCAAGCAAAGCAAUAGGUUGGAUGAUCAGUACUCUCUUUUACCCUCUAGUGACCUUUAUCCUCGUUCUUAUCGUGAUAUCGUUCUGGGCGGCAACGGCUCUCUUCCUUGCUUCAUCAGGAAGUCCCGUUUACCAAGUCAUUGACUCAAGAAACCUCACAAAUUCAACAACUGGUCAGGCCUGUAACAUCAAUGAAUGGUCGAAUUCAACUCAUCAAUAUUAUUUAAAUGAUGCAGUGUCAUGUGUGUUUGUUAAAUAUGGCGGGACAUCCAUCUUCCACAACAACGUGAUUUGGUUGCAAGUAGUUGCAGUGUUUGGUAUGCUUUGGAUUGUAAACUGGGUACUUGCAUUGGGACAAUGCACUUUAGCAGGGGCGUUUGCAUCUUAUUACUGGGCAUGGAAGAAACCACAGGAUAUUCCUCUCCUACCAUUGUAUUCAAGUUUUGGAAGAGCACUAAGAUACCAUACUGGUUCACUGGCAUUUGGUUCGCUGAUAAUUGCCAUCGUACAAAUUAUUCGUAUUCUGCUUGAAUAUGCUGAUAAUAAACUAAAGGCAGCUGAAAACAAAGUGGCAAAGUUUGUGCUCAAGUGUCUCAAAUGUUGUUUUUGGUGUUUGGAAAAGUUUCUCAAGUUUUUGAACAGAAAUGCUUACAUCAUGAUUGCUGUGUAUGGAAAACACUUUUGUUGGUCGGCUAAAGAAGCGUUUAAACUGCUUAUGCGAAAUAUUAUUCGAGUAGCUGUCCUUGAUAAAGUUACCGACUUCAUUCUGUUUAUUGGUAAAUUGAUAGUUACCGUAGGCAUGGGAGCUCUUGCUUGGGCAUUCUUCACUGAUAAGUUCAUCUCACUUCAAAUCUUUGCACCAUCGCUCAAUUAUUACUGGAUGCCAAUUAUUAUUAUUUCAAUCGCCGCUUAUUUUGUGGCAUCUGGAUUCUUCAACACAUUUGCGAUGGCCGUUGAUACGAUUUUCCUCUGUUUCUUGGAAGAUCUCGAGCGUAACGAUGGUACUGAAGAAAAGCCAUACUACAUGAGUAAAGGUUUGAUGAAAGUACUUGGAAAGAAAAAUAAAAAAAAGAAGAAGACAAAAGAUGAAUAACUUGCCCACAACUAUUGAUGUCGUGUUUAAUAUCUUCAUUGCAUUUUUCUUCACACAAUUUUUUUUCAUUUUUCCUCCACAUGACAGAACACCAACUUUAUUGCAAUUUUGUAUGUACAGCUUUUUAUGACAGGAUUGCACUAAACUUUGUUUUGUAUAGAAAUCAUUAUUAGUUGCACCCCAUGUAUUGCAUUUCAUUACAAUUACUGCAUAGUCACUUGUUAUAAGCAAUAGAUAUGCACACCAGCUUUAUUACCUUAAUUUUUCAUUUCUAUAACUGUGGUUUUCUCGCUUCUCAAUGUUGCUUAAGCACUUAAAAUAAUGACAUUGUGAAUUUGAAUUUUCUGGAAACGUUUAAAUCACAAAGUAUUCUCUUUUAAUGUUUGCAUCAUACCAAGACCAAUAAUCAAGACUUCUUCAUUUUAUGAUCCAAUCUUUUCCAUGAUUCCUCACACAUUGCGUUUGAUAUCACAUGACAAUGCAAAAAUGUGUAAAUCAUCUCUAUUAGAAUAGAUGUAGCUAUUGUAGACGUAUUAACAUGUGUUUGUACAGUUUCAAUGAAAUUAGGUUCAGUAAUUAAUAUUAUUGUUUUUCUCUAAAUUUUCAAUCAAAGUGAAACUUCUCAUUUACUAACUAAUAAUUUUUAAGGUGGAACAUUAUUUUUCUUGAUUUUAUAAUGACAUUCCUUCAUUUUAUGUUUGAUAAGUCUGUGGUGCACCAUAAAACAGAAUCAAUUGCAUUUUUAUGAUGAUUUCAUAGUAAAAACUGAAGUCAGAUUUGUAAUGGCGGGCUUUCCUGUCAGUUAGAUUGUACCAAUGUAUAUAUAACUAAGUAGUUAUAUACAUUGAUUGUACACUCAGUGCCUUGUGUGGUAAAUAAUUUUUUUGUGUACUUAUUGAUGUAGAACUCGUUACUAAAUAAAUAAAUUAGUAUUUCCACUGA
This is a messenger RNA of Ciona intestinalis (vase tunicate), 3579 nucleotides long. The record is from RefSeq and is a predicted model, not a curated record. Lineage: Eukaryota; Metazoa; Chordata; Ascidiacea; Phlebobranchia; Cionidae.